Messenger RNA from Rosa rugosa (rugosa rose), 573 nucleotides. RefSeq lists its product as uncharacterized. The transcript is spliced from 2 exons. The record is from RefSeq and is a predicted model, not a curated record. Bases 1 to 573 code for a protein of 190 amino acids. NCBI's taxonomy places the organism in Eukaryota, Viridiplantae, Streptophyta, Magnoliopsida, Rosales, Rosaceae.
AUGGGUUCCUUGUCUGGAAUCCUUCAACGACCUUUAAUCGCCACCGCCGUUGUUGGCUUUGCUUCAUUUUCUUCCGACUUCUCUCUCAUACUUCCCUCUCACAAAUCCAAAUCCAACGACUCCUCCUCGGAUUUAUCAACUCCAACAACAUCUUUGUCAUCACACAUUUCGCUUUCUAAGCUUGCAAACCUCUCCUUUAUCUCCAUAAUUCAAGUACCUGUUCCCACCAUUAACUUCCCAAUUCCCAAUUCCCGCUGCAAUUCCCUCUAUUCUUCGGUUGCAUCUUCCCCCGCUCUUCUUAAGCUCUAUCACUCUGCAGACUUGGCCAAAGGGCCCAACCCAGCUGCAUGUAAGUAUGAUAUAUCACCAUCUGCUUCCGUCCCUAAGCAUGAUAUAUCACCAUCAACAAAGAUGAGGACUGUGGUGGUUUUGCUGGGAUGGUUAGGUGCAAAGCAAAAGCAUCUCAAGAGAAGUUUGCUUGUCCUUUCAUCCCUAUUCGAGUUCACUCACUCUUGGUUCUUUGGUGCCUAUUUUGAUGCUGACGGACUAGCUGCCCAGAAAAAUGUGUUCUAG